AUACAUCAUCUUCAUCUAUAUUUCCCUCAAUUUGACUUUCCCCUUUUCCAUCUUUCCAAGGAUUUCAUUUCAUUUCAAUUUUUUUAAAAGAAACAUGUCUUCAUCAAAGAUGAUUGUUUUGAAAAGCUCAGAUGGAGAAACAUUUGAGGUUGAAGAAGCUGUGGCCUUGGAAUCACAGACAAUAAAACAUAUGAUUGAGGAUGACUGUGCUGACACAAGCAUCCCUCUUCCUAACGUCACUAGCAAGAUCUUGUCCAAGGUUAUUGAGUACUGUAAGAAACAUGUUGAGUCUCCUAAGAAUGAUGAUACUAAUAAGUCUGCUGAAGAUGAUCUCAAAUCUUUUGAUACUGAGUUUGUUAAAGUUGAUCAAGGCACCCUUUUUGAUCUUAUCUUGGCUGCAAACUAUCUGAACAUCAAGAGCCUACUGGACCUGACCUGUCAAACGGUUGCAGACAUGAUCAAGGGCAAGACUCCUGAAGAGAUCCGUAAGACUUUCAAUAUCAAGAAUGAUUUCACCCCUGAGGAGGAAGAGGAAGUCCGCAGGGAGAAUGCAUGGGCAUUUGAGUAAAAUCCCAAAGGUCUAGACUGUCUAUAUCAAAAAGUAUCUUAUAACUUUAUGGGGUUUUCGUGCUUUUCUUAGAGAACCAACUUUGAACUUGUGGUGAAUGCUAUUUCUUAUGUUAUCUGAUUCUCGUCUUAUGUUGUUGGU
Erigeron canadensis is the source of this 709-nucleotide messenger RNA. RefSeq names its product SKP1-like protein 1B. The transcript is spliced from 2 exons. The record is from RefSeq and is a predicted model, not a curated record. Gene Ontology annotation, molecular function: cullin family protein binding. The coding region runs from base 95 to 568 and encodes 157 amino acids. NCBI's taxonomy places the organism in Eukaryota, Viridiplantae, Streptophyta, Magnoliopsida, Asterales, Asteraceae. Gene Ontology annotation, biological process: SCF-dependent proteasomal ubiquitin-dependent protein catabolic process. Gene Ontology annotation, cellular component: nucleus; cytoplasm.